Lycium ferocissimum is the source of this 1336-nucleotide messenger RNA. RefSeq lists its product as uncharacterized. Gene Ontology annotation, biological process: protein phosphorylation. Gene Ontology annotation, molecular function: ATP binding; protein kinase activity. The record is from RefSeq and is a predicted model, not a curated record. The coding region runs from base 25 to 1125 and encodes 366 amino acids. Lineage: Eukaryota; Viridiplantae; Streptophyta; Magnoliopsida; Solanales; Solanaceae. The transcript has 5 exons.
UUAUCUGUGUGUGUCCCGGAGAAGAUGACAAACGAGGAGAUGAGUGACAUUGAGAUGAUCAGAAAGAAAGUGGUGGAAGAAUGGGGUGUUAUGCCAUAUUUUCAUCAACCUUUCAACCUGGACGAGUCUCCUAAUUGGCGUUACCCUUCGAAAUUAAUACCUGAAAGUGGCCAUCUUCAAAUGCUACAACGCUUUCUGGACAGAUGCGACCAAUUCAAAAGCUUCGACUUCUCAAUUAAGCCAAUGAAAGCUGGCGGGGUGAAGCUUUGCAGCUACUCUGAGUUGCAACAGAUUGCUGAUUUCAAGCGUUUUAGCUUGGAGACUUUAUCUGGAAGAUUGUUCCGUGGCACCAUUCGUGAAGGAUCUGAAGAACGGCCGGUGGUUGUAAAGACAUGUGAUCUUCUCCUUCCUUACCGUGAUGGACAUUUUGAACGUCUACCUAAAUUUUGUGAUGAGAUCGAGUUAUUCAUGGAUGAAAAAGCAAAUACACAUAAAAAUUUGGCGAAAUUGUAUGCAUUCUGUUGUGACAAGAGGCUUGCAGUUGUCUAUGAUGAAAAUGUUACCUGUCGCUUGUCUGAUGUGUUUCUGAACGAUGACUUUGGGUGGGACUUGCGGAUAAACGUGGCAACUCAACUUGCAGAUCUCUUGUCAUGGUUGCAUGAAAAGAGGAUUGCAGUUGGCAGUAUUAUUGCGUCGUGCAUUAUGAUAGAUGAGGAAGUGAAUAUAAAAGUAUUUGACUUUGGCUUCGUUUCUAAUCAUGUGAACGAGGAUUCUAAAAUUCCGGUUGAAUAUUUUAUCGGCAGGGAAGCUCCAGAGGCUAUAAAAGGUAAGCGUACGAUGAAAUCUGAUGUUUACAUAUUUGCCCUUCUACUGCUGGAGCUGGUAACUAAAAAGGAGUAUGAAUACAAAAUUAAAUAUCUGGUUGAACGCGGCGAAAAAAAAUUGGUUGAUGAAAGCUUCAAAACAGUUGAUGAUGCAACUGCAUGGGAGAUCACAAAACUGAUAUCCAAGUGCAUGGUUUACGAUCCAAAUGAAAGGCCAACAAUGAAGGAGGUUUUUGAUGCUUUGAAAGCAAUGAGAGCGAGGGGGGAGAAACGUAAAAGAGCUGAAAGUGAGGCAGAAUAGGAUAAAUUGCUCUCUAGGCUUAGCUGUUUUUACUUUUGUAUAAAUCUGAAUCCGUAAAGUAGUUGCCUGGCUGCUUCUUCUAGAGAGGAAGCAGUCUUUUUCUGGAGCUUUAUGAAUGAUUACUGAAAAAUUCGUGUUGCUGAAUACCUAUGAAUCGGAGAUGUUCAAACUCUUUAAACGUAUUAUUGUAGAAACCCAAAUUUAUCCCCUU